Molecule: messenger RNA, 809 nt
Organism: Temnothorax curvispinosus
Lineage: Eukaryota; Metazoa; Arthropoda; Insecta; Hymenoptera; Formicidae
Gene: PSMG1
Product: proteasome assembly chaperone 1
Exons: 6
Coding region: 89-808 (239 amino acids)
Biological process (GO): proteasome core complex assembly
Cellular component (GO): endoplasmic reticulum
Molecular function (GO): proteasome binding
Source: RefSeq, a predicted model, not a curated record
GACCCACCUAACCUGACACGUCGCGAGGUUUGCUAUUUGCACGUGCACGUGUUUGCAGUUAAAUUGUGCUUUAGCAUUUAACUCAAAAAUGGUUAGUCACUUUGGAGAAGUGAUAUUUCCUUCGUCACGAGCAUUUUGGGAUGACGAGGACGAAUACGAGCCAGCAGAUAAUACGGAACAUUGUCCAAAGUUGUACGUUCGCUGGUUGAAAACUAAACCGGAGCGUAUGCAAAAGUUCAUCAUAGUGGAGGGAGAUCCGUUACGUCCUUUCGUGGAGCAAUGUUUGUGUCCCAAAACGGAGGAAGCGUGCAUUGUAGAAAAUGAAAAUCGUAGAAAAGUUUCAGUUAUUUAUCAAAUUGACAAACAAAUAUAUAUGUGUAUAAUUUUACCACAGUUUGACACAAAAAAUGCUGGAAAGCUUGUAAAUCAGAUGUACGAUUUGUUACCAAGUUCGGAGAGCACAAUUUCAAUAGUGUGUCGUCAUGUAUCGCAGUUUAUAAGUACCACGGUCCCAGAGACUCCGUCGUUUUUAAGAAUACUGGCUACCAAAACGACAAAUGUCACAAAAUGUCAGAUUGAACCAUUGGAACAACCAAAUAUUGUAUUUGGCGUUGGCGCAGGAGUUUUAUCUUAUGCCGAACUCACAGGCAUGCCAGCCAAAUUAUACAUAUUGUACAUCGACAGUUUCGUGCUGGAUUCCAAAUGUGCGGAACCAAUUUUACAAGUUUUAACUGAUGAAAUACCUUGUAAGUUGCGGCAACCCAAAUUUGCGGAAAAUCCUUUCAGUAAAGGAAAUCUUUACAUGUGAA